This is a messenger RNA of Pelodiscus sinensis (Chinese soft-shelled turtle), 1160 nucleotides long. RefSeq names its product olfactory receptor 5AR1-like. The record is from RefSeq and is a predicted model, not a curated record. Gene Ontology annotation, biological process: G protein-coupled receptor signaling pathway. Gene Ontology annotation, molecular function: G protein-coupled receptor activity; olfactory receptor activity. Lineage: Eukaryota; Metazoa; Chordata; Testudines; Trionychidae. Gene Ontology annotation, cellular component: membrane.
AUUUCUCUAAGCCAUCCACCUGCCACCUCUCACUGUAGCUGCCUGAUCUCGGCUCAGAGGAGAUGGAAGACGGAAAUCACUCGGUGGUGGCUGAGUUCAUUCUCUCAGGACUGACAGAUCGUCCACAGCUUCAGGUCCCCCUGUUUGUGUUGUUCCUACUGAUUUAUGGUGUCACUCUAGUGGGAAAUGGGGGGAUGACGUUGUUAAUUACAAGUGACUCCCAACUCCACACCCCCAUGUACUUUUUCCUCCGGAAUUUGUCUUUCUGUGAUAUCUGCUGUUCCACAGUAAUAGCCCCUAAAAUGCUGCAGAAUUUCUUAGCUGAAAGGAAGAACAUUUCUCGCACUGAAUGUGCAGUGCAAAUGUAUUUCUCUAUCUGUUUUGGGGAUAUUGAGUGUGUCUUGCUGGCUGUGAUGGCGUAUGACCGUUAUGUGGCCAUCUGUAACCCUCUGCUCUAUACGGUCAUCAUGUCCAAGCAGCGUUGUAACCAGCUCGUGGCUGGGGUGUGUGCUGUGGGGUUGAUGGAUGCAAUGAUACACACGUGUCUGACAUUUCAGCUGUCCUUCUGCAGCUCCAAUGUUGUCAAUCAUUUCUUCUGUGAUAUUCCUCCACUAUUGGUUCUCUCGUGCUCUGAUACCCACAUCAAUGAAAUUGUGCUGUUCGCCUUUACAUGCUUCAUUACUCUGAACAGUGCUGUAACAAUUCUCCUCUCCUAUGUCUAUAUCUUCUCUACCAUCCUGCGGAUCCGUUCUGCCGAGGGCCGGUACAAAGCUUUCUCCACCUGCAUUUGUCACUUGACCACAGUGGUAUUAUUAUAUGGCACAGGCCUAUUUAUGUAUUUCCGACCCACCUCCAGCUAUUCCAUGGACACAGACAAGGUAGCCUCAGUGUUUUACACACUGCUGAUCCCCGUGUUGAACCCCCUCAUCUACAGCCUGAGGAACAGGGAGGUGAAGGACGCCCUGAGGAAAGCAAUGAACAAACUCCUAACCAAUUCCUGAAUCUGUUCAUCCCAGCCCAAGUUGAGUGAUGGGCAGUGGAAACAGGUGAAUUCAAUACCUAGGCCAUUGCAAGGACAUUUUGAAGAGGCCAGUAGUAUUAUUGCUCAUGCUGUUCUUUUUACAUUAUGCAAAAAAGCAUCAUGUCCAUCCCAAUGUUCU